ACGGCCCGCCUCCCAUUCGCUGCUCGUGAGAAAACGCCCGAUACGGAGUGAAAGUGAAUGUAGGGAAGAUUAACAAGAUCCGCAACGGUUCCGGUGCAUUUUUGCGUCUUUCGGCGUUCUUUUUUUACCCCUAACAAACUCACUGUGAGUCAAUCGAGUGAGACAUGGCCAGAAUACUGCACCUCACCCCCGUUCUCUUGCUGAGUGUGGUCUGGCUUGGAGCUGCUUCUGUCGCGGGCAGCGAUGUGCUCGAGCUGUCGGACUCGGACUUCGAUUACACCGCGGCUGAGCACGAGACCAUGCUUGUGGAGUUCUUUGCCCCCUGGUGCGGUCACUGUCAAAAACUAGCUCCCGAAUAUGAAAGCGCUGCUACAAAACUGAAGGGGACCGUGCCCUUAGCCAAGGUGGACUGCACCGCGAACUCGGAGACGUGCGGGCGUUUCGGGGUUAAUGGGUACCCCACGCUUAAAAUCUUCCGGAACGGGGAAGAGGCUGCGUCCUACGACGGUCCUCGCUCUGCAGAUGGCAUUGUGAGCUACAUGAAGAAGCAGGCUGGGCCCAGCUCUGUCCCGCUGCGCAGUGAGGAAGACUUGGACUCCUUCAUCAACCACUUUGACGCCAGCGUGGUGGGGUUCUUCUCGGGAGACGGCAGCGAGCAGCUGGCGGAGUUCCAGAAGGCGGCCGGCGCCAUGCGGGACAGCUUCCGCUUCGCUCACGCCACGGACCUGGGGCUGGGUGCCAACCACGGCCUGGAGUCCGAGAGCGUGCUGUUGUUUCGCCCGCCGCGCCUCAACAGCAAGUUUGAGGAGGGCGUGGUCAAGUUCAGCGAGGCCAUCUCUACAUCCGCUCUCCGCCGGUUCAUCAAGGAUAACAUCUUUGGGAUGUGCCCCCACCUGACCCCUGAAAACAGAGACAGAAUGAAGGGGCGGGACUUGCUGAUUGCCUACUAUGACGUGGACUACGUGCGCAACCCCAAGGGCUCCAACUAUUGGAGGAACAGGGUGAUGAAGGUGGCGACGCAGUUCCAGUCGCAGGGCCUGAGCUACGCGGUGGCCGACCGGCGGGAGUUCCAGGAGGAGCUGGAGGACGAGUUCGGCCUGGCGCUGUCGGACGGGGGGGAGCUCCCCGUCGUCACCGUCCGCACCCGGGAGGGGCACAAGUACACCAUGAGGGAGGAGUUCACGCGAGACGGUAAGGCUCUGGAGAGGUUUCUGGAGGAUUACUUUGCCGGGCGGCUGAAGCGCUAUCUCAAGUCGGAGCCCGUUCCCGAGGGCAACAGCGGGCCAGUCAAGGUGGUGGUGGCAGAGACGUUUGAGGAGGUUGUGAACGACCCGGAGAAGGACGUCCUCAUCGAGUUCUACGCCCCCUGGUGUGGCCACUGCAAAAACCUGGAGCCCAAGUACACCGAGCUGGGGGAGCAGCUGUCCGGUGACCCCAACGUCAUCAUCGCCAAGAUGGACGCCACAGCUAACGAUGUUCCGACUGGCUACGACGUGCAGGGAUUCCCCACCAUCUACUUUGCCCCUGCUGGGAAGAAGGACACGCCCAAGCGCUAUGAGGGUGCCCGUGAAGUAAAGGACUUCCUCAACUUCCUGAAGAAAGAGGCGACAAACAGCCUGGUCCUGAGUGGCGGCAGAGAGGACCUGUGAGGCGAAUGGGCGGGAGGAGGGAGGAGAGGACAGGUGGAUGAUGGGAAAUGUAGUCAAUGGUUCUGAGACUGAGGGGGGGUGGGGGUUUGGCAGCCCUAUUAUUACAGAGUCAGAGCCCCACCCCCCUUCCCCCCACCACCACCCCCCCACCAAAUCACCAACAUCAGUCACCCUGGACUCACAAAUUCUCUUUCCUGACCACCGUCUGGAAAGUACGAAACUCCCAACAGAUCUGACUCUCCAGGUCCAGCGACACUCACCCUUAAUAAGAGCGAGAGAGCAAGAGAGCGAGAGAGAGAGAGAAUAUCUGUCUUGGAUAUCUCAGCCUCCUCACUUUACAGUGCAUCAGUUUCAACCUUGUCAAAAUUGAAUCUGUCUUUAAACCUGCUUGCAGUUGGAGGUAAGAAGAAUGGAGCGUGGUACCAGCAGGCAGGUGUGUAAAGUUGCUUUCCCCGCCCUCCAAGCUGACUGCAUAUGUAAGCACUUUUAUACAUCGAUUGUUAGGGUUACCAAGAAAGGCACUUCUUCCUUAAGUAAUAAUGGUUUCAUUUUUUAUUUGUUCACCCCACCUCAUUUGAACGCACUGUGGGCACUGAAGAUUGUGUGUUUUAUAUAGCUGACCAAUAACGAGGAUGAAAUGUGAAAAAUAUGCAAAUGAAAAUACAAAUAUGACAAAAUGUAUCAGCUUGGGACAAUGCCAUUAUUCAAACUGCUUUGCGUAAUGCUACAAAUCCACGUUAGUCUCGGCUUCUUCCAGCUCAGUGCUUGACUUGGCAUCGCUUGCAACGCUAUCCAGGCGCUCUACGGACAUAGCUUCAGUUUCUCUUCUUUCUGUUUUGUAUGUUGGUUACUGUUCAUAGACAGGCCUGUCCAGCAGCAGGCUGAAGAACAAGGCUUAGAAACAGGAACAUGGUGAACAUUUUGUGAAAAGGAUACAGACUCCCUGUGAACUAAAUGGUAUUAAAAGCAAGAGCCCAUUUUAAUCUGAAUUUUUUAUUUUUUAUUGCAUGUAACGAAAGGUAUUUGCGUUGACGCGUAUGCAGUUUUUUGAAGAGGCGUCCAAAGGAGCAGAAUUAAGAUGCAAAUAAUAAUAAUAAUAAUAAUAAUAAUAAUAAUAAUAAUGUGGAAGAGGUUGUGCAGAUAACCAAGUGAAUGGUAAUGUAAAGUUGUGGAUGCGCAGUCCAGUCACCUCCCCUUCUCUUUUCUGUCUCUCUCUCUCUUUCUCCCUCUUUCUCCUUCUGCUUGUCGCUAACCCUUCACACUAUUUCCCCAGUCUCUUUAAAUAUUUAAAUGUGCCUCUCUCCCUCCCUCCUCUGCAGCCACAAUCGCUGUUUUCUGGCCAUCAGCACCCUGUGUAGGCAGCUAUUAAGAGUGGAGCCAUUUUUCGGCAUUGUCAUUUUUUCUGUUUUUUUUAAAAUAUUUUAUUAUUUAUUUAUUUUUAGAAAGAUGGUAGCACCGAUAUCAGGUAAUAAUGUUUAAUGGGCAAAAUCCACUGGAAGCAAUGAACGCCCCCUUUUGACUGCACAGUUGGUGCACUGAAUAUUUCC
Anguilla rostrata (American eel) is the source of this 3196-nucleotide messenger RNA. RefSeq names its product protein disulfide isomerase family A, member 7 (gene pdia7). NCBI's taxonomy places the organism in Eukaryota, Metazoa, Chordata, Actinopteri, Anguilliformes, Anguillidae. Gene Ontology annotation, cellular component: endoplasmic reticulum; cell surface. Gene Ontology annotation, biological process: response to endoplasmic reticulum stress; protein folding. Gene Ontology annotation, molecular function: protein disulfide isomerase activity. The record is from RefSeq and is a predicted model, not a curated record. The transcript has 13 exons. Bases 165 to 1649 code for a protein of 494 amino acids.